AUGUCUGAAGGUGCUUGCCUUAACCCGGCCAAAAUAGACGAUCGAGCCUUCGCCAAACUGCACAACGUGUUCAUUCCUUAUCUGACAGACGCCGUCUAUGCCCUUGCACACGCGCUGGACUCUUUACUGAAGUGCAGAGAGCCCGGAGGCGGACCUUUAGCGAGUGGGUACUGUCCUGAGCAAAAUGCCAACAUCACACCCGAAGCCAUGCUUCUGAAACUCAAGAAAGUGAGCUUUCAAGGCAUAACAGGGCAAGUGCAGUUCACCGAAAGUGGUGAUCCCACUUUUUCGUCGUACGAUAUCGUGAACUUUCAGAGACAGGCGGAGAAUUAUGAAAAUGUUAAGGUGGGGACAUGGAAAGGGGGAGCUCGUAUCAACCUCACAAUCAACGACAAACAAAUAAAAUGGACUAAUGAAGAAAGUGAGCCUCCCAUAUCCACGUGCAGUCACCGCUGUCCUCCGGGAACUAAGCAGACGAUCACUGUGUCCUGUUGCUGGGAAUGCAUUAAGUGUCCUUUGGGCUCCAUCAGUAAACAGCAUAGCUCUCCCAACUGUACGAAGUGCCCACAACUACAUAAAUCAAACGUCGACGGUACAGCAUGCUUGCCUUUGCCAGUUAUCAACAUCAAGUGGUCAGAUGUUACUGCCGUGAUAUUUUUGAUCCUAACGGUUUUUGGAUUGCUUGCAACAGGCAUGGCCAUCUUUGUUUUUGUGAAGAACCAGAGUACACCAUUAGUGAGGGUAUCCAAUCGCGAAUUUAGCCUUCUUUUGCUUGUCGCAAUCGCGUUGUGUUUUGUUCUCACCUUGCUCCAUCUUGCUCAGCCCACAAAGACGUUAUGUUGUAUUAUUUAUCCCCUAAGGUACUUUACUGAUACGAACUUUGUUUCCAUCCUCUUCUUGAAGACAAACCGUUUGGUGCGCGCUUUUCAGACCAACAUCAUUCCAAACUGGUUCAAGCGAUACAUCGUGGAUCGCAAACGUCAAUUUCUUGUGGUCUUGGGACUCAACAUAGUUGAAGUUAUUCUGGCAGUGUUGUGGCUAACUCUUGAUCCACCUUACGAGCACCAGGAGAUACGAGUACAGACACAUGUGUUUCACACCUGUAUGCCAUUCAGAUCAGCUAUCGGAAGUGUCCUUAGGGCAACCAUGUUUAGCUAUUUCAUUUUGCUGUCUCUAGUAUGCGCUGGUUACGCCUUUAAAGCCAGGCGACUUCCAGAGAACUUCAACGAAACGAGAUACAUUGGGUCGGCGAUGUACGUGCUCCUGAUUUCCUGGUUGUCAUUUUACCCGGUGGACACGUCCCUGGAAGGUUUUUACACAACCAUUGUGGCCUGUGCCACUGCCAUCGUCACCGCAUAUGGAAUUCUUUUGUGCGUUUUCGUGCCAAAACUAUUGGUCAUCCUGCUUCGUCCAGAGCAAAACACAAACGAGUUUAUGAAAGCUGAAAUUAGGCAGUUCACAAAUAGUGCUACGUUUUCAGCAACAAUCCAACAAGUUGAUGUUCAUCCCACAAACGGGAUUUAA
Messenger RNA from Porites lobata, 1524 nucleotides. The record is from the annotation of a GenBank genome assembly. Lineage: Eukaryota; Metazoa; Cnidaria; Anthozoa; Scleractinia; Poritidae.